Octopus bimaculoides (California two-spot octopus) is the source of this 2213-nucleotide messenger RNA. Its product is annotated as platelet-activating factor acetylhydrolase. Lineage: Eukaryota; Metazoa; Mollusca; Cephalopoda; Octopoda; Octopodidae. The record is from RefSeq and is a predicted model, not a curated record. Gene Ontology annotation, molecular function: 1-alkyl-2-acetylglycerophosphocholine esterase activity.
AGAAUGGUGACGUCUUUGAUCAAAGGUUUGUAGUAUCGAAAGUGACUUCGAACAAGGCAACACCCACAUACAUACACAGAUAUAAUCUAGAUAAGUAGCUCAAUGUUAUGUGUCCGACAGAGGAAACUUCCCCUUGGUUUAUGCUAUUUACACGAUUGCUUUAAAACAAACAAGACAAUUUUCUAUAAUAUCAAUGUAAUAAAUGUCAGAUCUUCAGCAAACGACCGCUCACCAUCAUUACUACGACGACUACUGCUGCUGCUGCUGCCACAGUCUAACAACUGACAUCCGCAAUCACUCGCCUCAGUGAGAAAAAAUAGGAAGUCAUGCUAUCAACAACAUCGUAUUGCAGUAGCUAUGUAUUUAUAAAGGAAUGCAUUACUUCGGUUGAUUCAUGACUUAAUCACCACCUUUAUUGAAGACGUCAACAGUUACAGAUCUCACCUGAACGAUUUUCCACGGGAAGCAAAACAAUUUGGUGGGCUACAUCCUUUCUUGCUCUAGUGUACUAAUUAACUCUUCUUGACAUACACAUAUACAGAGAGGUGGGGGGGAGAUUCUCACACAUAGAUACAUACAAACACAUAUAAAAGAAGAAGAAGAAGAGAUUGAGAAAUGAAACAGCUACCCCAGGGUCAUGGCAAGUAUGAAGUGGGAGCCAUGGAUAUCAUGACUGAGAGGAGUGAAGAAAAACCUGAUGGAUGUUUUCUUAGAAUAUAUUACCCCACCAUGUUGAAUUCAGAGGCCGCAAAAGGCCUGAGUUCAUCAUCCAGCAUGAAGUCAAACAUCAGUGAAUGUAACUAUUACUCUCCUGAGAAGCAGAAUAAUAUAAGUUGGUUACCAAAAUCACAAUACCGAGAUGGAUAUAUACGCUUCAUUGGCAAAGAAAACUCAACUUUAUACAACUGUCUCUUCAAUUGGUUUGGUGGUAAUGUCCUCAUUCCAGUGCUGUGGAUGUCUCCAGUAUUUUCUGAUGACAAUAUUAACAAAUUUCCUGUUGUCAUAUUCUCCCAUGGCCUUGGAGGUAUGCGUACAACCUACUCCACUAUUUGCAUUGAUCUCGCAUCCCAUGGAUUCAUUGUUGUGGCAGUGGAGCACAGAGAUGGCUCAGCCUCUGCAACCUAUUACCUAAAUGAAUGCAGUCUGUUUGAUGAAGAAGGUAGUAACAUUGAUAAAUCUGACAGUAUUGGUCGUGUUUUCGAAGAAGAAUGGAAGAUGUAUGAACAACACAACAGAGAUGAUUUUGUUUUGAGAAAUAAACAGGUUAAAAUCAGACAACAAGAAUGUAUCCAAGCACUAGAGCUCCUUCACAAACUCAAUAAUGGGGAAACAAUUUCUAACCUUCUUGACACUAAUAUGAGUUCUGACCUUUUCAAGGAACAUUUGGAUCUGUCUAAUGUAUGUAUUGCUGGACAUUCUUUUGGAGGAGCCACAACUAUUAUGGUCCUUGCUAAAGACAAAAGGUUUAGAGCUGGAGUGGUGUUGGAUGGUUGGAUGUUACCCUUGGAGGACAAUAUUUAUGCUCAAGUUACUCAGCCAGUUCUAAUGCUUAAUACAGAAACCUUUCAGUGGAAAAGAAAUGUCCUGAAAAUGAAAAACCUUGAAUGCACAGAACAAAACAGAAUUAUGUUAACAAUAUUAGGAACUUGUCACCAAAGCAGCACAGACUUCCAGUUCCUUUGCAGCCACUACAUGGGUCGGAUCAUGAAAUUCUGUCACAAUUUAGCACCAAAUGAUACUAUAGACAUAACUGGAAAAAUAGUGCGAGGAUUUCUUUGUAAAAUUCUUGGUAUUACUGAUAAAGAAUUACAUGAAGACUUGCUGACAGGAAAACACGAAUGGCUUAUCUGUGGAACCAAUGUAAAUUUGCAAAAAACUGGUCACUGAAAAUCAUCUGUGAUAAAAAGUUGCUUGUUUUCUUCAGACAGUUCAACACAAAGUAUCAGAUUUCCUUUAAAAACUUCAACAGGUUGUAUCAGGUUGUUGAAAGAAAAAAAGACAAUUAAUUGGUUAUUUCUACAUUAUAUUUUCUUAGUUUGUAAAAUUAGAAAAAUUUUAUACAAGUAAUCAUUCCUCUCCAGUCUUGAUCCAGUUUUCACUAAUUAAAAAUCAUGGUUCAGAUAAAUCUAAAGUAAUAAAAAAGAGAUUAUUGGGUUUAAAUAUUUUUUCUCAAAAUUUACAGUGGUUAAAUAAAGAUAAAUUUUUACUGAAAA